AUGUUUCGCAAAUCCCACGAUAAGAAAUGCGACACUCCCGAUUUUACUCCUCAUUACUACAAUCUGGAUCUUCCAAUUGAUGCAACUCAAAAAGAUAUCAAGGAAGCAUAUCGUCGCCUUGUCAGGAUAAUCCAUCCGGACAAAUUCAGAGACCCAGAUCAAAAGGGAUCAGCCUUCACUGCCAUUCAACUUAUUACUGAGGCGUAUGAGGUGCUGAGCGAUGAAGAAAAACGCGAGGAAUAUCGACUGUUGAUCAACAAUUAUCAGAAGUACAGAUUCGAGACUAAAUGGGAACUUGACUACUGGGAUGAGAAAUGGCGUAAGAAGCAUCAUCGAGAUAAAGGUAUAAGGCCCAAGCCAUGGUUUUGGCAUUAUGACCCCCUUGCAGCUGGAGGUAUGUGCAUUAGUGAUGAGGAGGACGAUGUUGGGACGCACAAAAGGUUUUGCACUGCAACCUGGGUAAAUCUUGCGCACUUACUUGUAGACAACGGAUUGUCUAAUACCAUAAGCGACAACAUAUGGCGUCGCGCUGAAACCUGGAGAGAUGGAGCACUCAACGAAACGCAGACUCAGCCCAUAUAUAUGGACUUCCAACGUGGCUGCGAAAACUUUCAACUUAAAAUCAUGAAGAAGGAAGCUUUCAUUCCAUGGUCACAAAUCCCAUCAAACACCGAUUGGGGGCCAACUCUAGGAUACGCGUGUGAAUUAUUCUGCCCCGAUAUCUUAAUUGUACCUAUAAUGAUUAUCCUGAUUAUCUUUUAUCUCUUCCUGUUCAUUUGUGUAAGGAUAUUCAGGUACCUCACAAGAUCACCUACACCCGCUUUUUGGCCAGAAUCCGCAAUAUCUACUCCUACUUUGGCAGAUCCACUCAUGGAUGAUAUCAUGACGCGAUCACGAAGGGCGUCUCAUGCCAGUGCUCCACGUCGGCAAGGCUCUUCGAGCCCAUCAGAGCAGGACUAUUAUGCUGAUGAAGAAAUCUACCCCGGGGACACAUCGUCACAACCACAAUUUCAUACCGCAGUAACAUCACGACGUCGAUCUCCCACAAUCCCUUCAGACAAAUCGUCACCAACGCAACAAUUUCAUAGUGCGGUGGAAACACCAGGUCGAUCCUCUACAAAUCCUUCGAAUAAAUCAUCAACGCAGUUUUACAGCGCAGUAGCAACACAAGGUCGAUCUGCCACAAACCCUUCGGAGAGAUCACCAACAACCCAAUCCAACAGAGCAGGAGCAGAGCCUCAACAAGAACCCAUGAACCCCUCCCAACUUCUCUCCUUAACAUCCUCCGAAAGACAUUAUUACUAUUCCGACAAAAACGACCUACCACUACGAGAACGACGGGACCCGUCCGUCAUCCCCGAACCUUUGUGCCCUCGCUUCGUACACUACGAAGAUGAAGACUAUGCCGACGAUGAGUUUUCUCCACGACUUUGCGUGGCGCUCACAGCGACGGGGAAACCCUGUCAAAGAAGAGUAUCGAUCGUAACACCACUUAGUGGUUCUACGGUUGAUGGUCUCGUCUCCCCGCUUUGUUUUCAGCAUCGGAAUAUUAGAAAAUGGGUUCGAAGUAACAAAGAAGAUCUCAACGAGCAAGAUACAUCGCGGACACCAGGCAGAUUGCUCUCAUUGACUAAAUCACCUGUUGUGGGGAAAACGAGAUCGUCAGGUAGAUUAGCUCACUAG
This is a messenger RNA of Sclerotinia borealis F-4128, 1683 nucleotides long. Lineage: Eukaryota; Fungi; Ascomycota; Leotiomycetes; Helotiales; Sclerotiniaceae. The record is from the annotation of a GenBank genome assembly.